UGAACUAUUAUCGGCGUGAGAGGUUUGGGCCGAGGCGUGUUGAUGAUGUUUGAGUUUGACUGAUUCUGGUUUUUUUCUAUUUAUUGAUUUGUUGAGAUUUUUUCCACGUUUUUUUUUUUAAAUUGAUCAGAGGGAAUCUAUCAUCUACAGUACUCUCUCUGUAUCUUCAUUUUCAUCUCCGCUCCAAAACGGCGGCGUUGUGGGCAUCUCUCUCUCUCUCUCAUUCAUUCUUUCUUUAUUUGGUCAACUGGAGAAAACCCCCAACACUAUAAUUUGGCUUCACACUCAAUUUUGCUUGGUACUCACUGAUUCACGCCUCCCCAAUUUUCACCUUUUCUCGCGUUCUUAGGGUUCCCCUUUAUCGAAAUUUUUGGUUUUUGAUUAAUAUUGUCCCGCCCAUUGCAUGUUGUUGUUGUGUUCUGUCCUGAUUGCUUUUUGUUGGGUUUCUGAAAUUAUCUUCAAUUGGAGCUUUUUGGUGAUCUUCCAUUCGAAAUUGAUGCCAAAUCAUCAAACAUUACGCAAAAAGCCACCGCCCACUUGAAAGUUGAAACCUUUUUGGUUGGGUGAUUAUGAUUGUUUUGUUUAUUUCGAUUUAGCAAAUUACUUUCCAAUAUGCAAGUGAGGCUCGGCAUCAAAGUAUGUAUCUUUUCUUUGUUUGAUCCUAUCUGGAAGCUCUUUACUAUUUUGGGCUGGUUAAGUAAGAACUUGACCGCUUGGUUCUUCUGAGAGAGUCGAAGGAGGUCUUCCGAUGGAUUUGGCUAUUGAUAUCAGUUCAGAUAGUGACGUCGAGAUACAAGAAACUAGAACAAGGCCUCGUCUUCCCCCACCGUCUACUGAAGGAUCUCAUCGAAGGGAUCCCUCUACGCUGAGACCGCACUUUCUUGGUGGGAGUUCUUCCAGUGCAAAUGGUCACACGAAAGUGGGACUUACUGAUCCUGCUUCACGCAAUGGUUUUGAAGCUCUUAAAAGGACACAUCCACCAGCCAUUAAUCGACUUCCAUUUCCUCCUAGACCUGACAAUGGUACAAUUCACGGGAAUGCGAGUCACUUUCGUGGGCAUUAUAGUAGCCCAUCUGUGUCUACAUCAGGCAACAAGAGUAGCAUUGGUGAUCGUUAUAGUGGAGCACAUGAUGAGCUAGGCAUAGUUCGUGUGACUAAUGGCACUCGGAUCCUACCUUCAUCUAUGGCUCAUGGAACACCUGUGCCUCCUUCACAUGUUAAUGGUUUUAGUGAACCAAUGCAUAGGAAUGGCAUGGGUGAAGAUAGGAAUUCGGAAAAUGAUGAGAGGCUGAUCUAUCAGGCUGCACUACAGGAACUGAAUCAACCCAAGUCUGAGGUUGAUUUACCUGCCGGUCUUCUUUCAGUUCCCCUUAUGAGGCAUCAGAAAAUUGCAUUGGCAUGGAUGUUUCAGAAGGAAACUUGUAGUUUGCACUGUCGGGGAGGGAUAUUAGCUGAUGAUCAGGGCCUUGGUAAGACAGUCUCGACUAUUGCUCUUAUCCUAAGGCAAAUGCACGAGGCAAAGUUAAAGUCCAAGAUAUCAAGUAAUCAAGAGGCUGAACCAUUGGAUCUGGAUGCUGAUGAUGAGUCAGAAAAUCCAUUAGAGAAACCAGAGUCUAAGGCUUCAAAUGAUAGUGGUGCGAAUGGUAGGUCAGGCAUAAGGAAAGCCAAGGUUGAAGAAGCAAGUACUUCAACACAGAAAUUUAUCAGGAACAGACCAGCUGCUGGCACUUUAAUUGUUUGUCCAGCAAGUGUUGUGCGGCAGUGGGCAAGAGAACUUGAUGAGAAGGUUAAUGAUGAAGCCAAACUUUCUGUUUUAAUAUACCACGGCGGUAACAGGACCAAAGAUCCUGUUGAACUAGCUAAGUAUGAUGUGGUAAUGACAACUUACGCUAUUGUUUCAAAUGAAGUUCCAAAGCAACCCCUGGUGGAUGAUGAUGAGAACGAUGAAAAAAAUGCCGAAAAGUACGGUCUCGCUUCUGGCUUCUCUGUCAAUAAGAAACGGAAAAUUGCAGAGGGUUCUACUAAGAAGAGUAAGAAAAAAGGUAAGAAAAAUGCUGAUGAUUCUUUGUCUGACCCUGACUCUGGUACUCUGGCAAGAGUUGGGUGGUUUCGAGUUGUACUAGAUGAAGCUCAAACGAUUAAGAAUCAUAGAACCCAAGUGGCAAGAGCAUGUUGCGGUCUUCGAGCCAAAAGGAGAUGGUGUUUGUCUGGAACACCGAUACAAAAUACAAUUGAUGAUUUAUACAGCUAUUUCAGAUUUCUAAGAUAUGACCCAUACGCCGUAUACAAGUCAUUCUGCCACACAAUUAAGGGUCCAAUUUCCAAAAAUUCCCUUCAAGGUUACAAGAAGCUUCAAGCUGUUCUAAGGGCUAUUAUGCUGCGCCGUACUAAAGGAACAUUGCUUGAUGGCCAGCCUAUAAUUAAUCUACCACCAAAGACAAUUAAUUUGAGCAAGGUGGACUUUUCGGUAGAGGAGCGGUCUUUCUACAACAAGCUUGAAUCUGAUUCACGUUCACAGUUCAAGGCAUAUGCUGCUGCAGGAACUUUGAAUCAAAACUAUGCAAACAUACUUCUCAUGCUUUUGCGACUACGCCAAGCUUGUGACCACCCCCAACUUGUUAAAGGAUAUAACUCAGAUUCUGUUGGAAAAGUAUCAGAAGCAGCUGUUAAAAGACUUCCUAAGGAGGCUCGAGUUCGCCUGCUCAGUCGCGUAGAAUCAUCUCCCAUCUGCUGUCGCUGCCAUGAUCCACCAGAAGACCCUGUUGUUACUUUGUGUGGCCAUAUAUUCUGCUAUCAAUGUGUAUCAGACUAUAUCACAGCGGAUGAGAACACGUGCCCUGCGCCUAGAUGCCGAGAACAGCUUGCACAUGAUGUUGUUUUCUCUGAAUCCACCCUUAGAAGUUGCAUUGCUGAUGAUUUGGGUUGUAGUUCUUCACAGGAUAGAGGUCUUGAAAAAGCAGUUAUCCAGAACAGCGAGUUUAGUUCAUCAAAAAUCAAAGCUGUCUUAGAUAUUCUACAGUCGCUUUCUAACCAAGGCAGUCCAAACUCAGCACAGAAUGGUCGAAUGUCUUCUUCCUCGCAGCCAUAUGACGAUGAUGAUGUCACCAUUGUAGAAAAAACGAGUCUGCACUCAACUCCUUCUAACCAAGGACCAAUAAAAACGAUUAUAUUUUCUCAGUGGACUGGUAUGCUUGACUUGGUCGAGCUGUCUCUAGUUGAAUAUAGUAUAGAAUUUAGAAGACUAGAUGGUACAAUGAGUCUAAUUGCCAGAGACAGAGCUGUGAAAGAGUUCAGCAACGAUCCAGAUGUAAAAGUGAUGAUAAUGUCUUUAAAAGCUGGAAAUCUUGGGCUGAAUAUGAUUGCUGCAUGUCAUGUCAUUCUUCUGGAUCUUUGGUGGAAUCCAACUACUGAAGAUCAAGCUAUUGAUCGAGCACAUCGUAUUGGACAAACUCGACCAGUAACUGUAACUCGUAUGACAAUCAAAGAUACUGUCGAGGAUAGAAUCUUGGCUCUACAGGAAGAUAAAAGGAAAAUGGUUGCCUCUGCCUUUGGUGAAGAUCAUGGCGGAAGCUCUGCAACUCGAUUAACAGUAGAUGAUCUCAAGUAUCUGUUCAUGGUGUAGCCGUUUUUCUCUUCUUCCAGAAUUUUGAUCAUGAGCUGCAUUUUUGGUGUUCUUCUGGUACACAGAUUGAAAGCGAGGAAAUAUGUAAAUAACUUGUCUUCUUUUCGUAGUAUAUACAUCAAACUCUCUUUGGAGAUUGCAUGCCCUUAUUGUAAACUAAAUAUAUACAGUAUACAACAAGUUAGUCAUUUUACAUACAUACAUGACAAGAUCAUCUGCUUAAGCUAAA
Messenger RNA from Camelina sativa (false flax), 3851 nucleotides. Its product is annotated as helicase-like transcription factor CHR28. Gene Ontology annotation, biological process: DNA repair. Lineage: Eukaryota; Viridiplantae; Streptophyta; Magnoliopsida; Brassicales; Brassicaceae. Gene Ontology annotation, cellular component: nucleus. The record is from RefSeq and is a predicted model, not a curated record. Gene Ontology annotation, molecular function: ATP-dependent activity, acting on DNA; ATP binding.